Alnus glutinosa is the source of this 794-nucleotide messenger RNA. RefSeq lists its product as uncharacterized. Bases 103 to 588 code for a protein of 161 amino acids. The record is from RefSeq and is a predicted model, not a curated record. The transcript has a single exon. Lineage: Eukaryota; Viridiplantae; Streptophyta; Magnoliopsida; Fagales; Betulaceae.
ACCUCCACAGGCUCUUUACGCUUCAGCUCCUCUCCGAUUCCGAAAUCCUCCAUCAACGGUGUUGUCCGAUAAUCUCACAGAAAAAUCGGAAUCGUAGGCGAAAUGGGUAAUUGCAAUUCGUCCAGUUCGACGGACGUGGCCACGGCCAAGCUGAUCCUACAUGACGGUCGGCUACAGGAAUUCUCGUACCCGGUUAAGGUUUCCUAUCUGUUGCAGAAGAAUCCAACGUGUUUUAUCUGUAACUCCGACGAGAUGGACUUCGACGACGUCGUAUCGGCCGUGAACGACAACGAGGAGCUUCAACCGGGUCAGCUGUAUUUUGCUUUGCCAUUGAGUAAGCUCAGGCACCCACUACAGCCAGAGGAAAUGGCUGCAUUGGCCGUGAAAGCCAGCUCGGCUUUGACGAGAAGUGGGGGUGACAAAUGUGGGUGUCGCCGGAGAGCGGGGUCUCCGGCGAUUUUUUCCGGCGAGGAGGGGAGAUCUGCCAGAGGAGCCACCGCCGGAGGUGGCGGUGCUGGGUUGAGAAGGGGAAGGAAUGGUGGUGGUGCUAUAAAGUUUUCGGCAAUGUUGAGUGCAAUACCUGAGUAGAGGUGCUUCGUGGUUAGCGGUGUAUAUACUGUAAUGAUUUGGGGUUCUUUUUUUAAGUUGUAGAGCUGUUUCUGUGAAUGCUUUGAGCGUUUACUUUUGGCCUGUCACCCAUUUAGGGGUCGUGUUCCAAUUUUGCCCUUAUUUAGGUUGAUGGGCAAUUAAUUUUACAUAAACACAAUGAUGAAUGAUGAAUGAUGAAUGAUGAA